Molecule: messenger RNA, 1854 nt
Organism: Perkinsus marinus ATCC 50983
Lineage: Eukaryota; Perkinsozoa; Perkinsida; Perkinsidae
Product: u5 snrnp-specific protein, putative
Exons: 5
Coding region: 1-1854 (617 amino acids)
Molecular function (GO): protein binding
Source: RefSeq, a predicted model, not a curated record
AUGGCUCCGUCCUCGCUGCCGCCACUACCUGAUAUCGUUUUGCCAGAGCACACUUUCGAUGUCCGGUUUCAUCCGGCUGAGCAGCUACUAGCAUCUGCGACGAUAUCUGGAGACGUCAUAUUCCAUACGUAUGACCAAGAAUCUCGUGUGGUAGAGAAAGUUGGUCACUUCCACACCCACCGACAGAGCUGCCGCGUUGUCCGAUGGCAGCCGACACAAGGCGACUGGAUAAUGUCGGGGUCUGCAGAUGGGACGGUGUCCCGAAAUGACCGCUCGGGAAAGCAGCUCUGGCUCUCCAGUAAGAUGGAUGCAGGGGUUUCGACGAUGGAAGUAAUCAACGACAGCGGUUUGGUGGCGGCAGGCUCAGACGAGGGACAGAUCCUCGUAUUCGACUCUCGAAUACAUCGCAAAAAGAGUGUUGUUGUGAAGCUCCCAGAUGAAGACCGUCAGGAAGACUACAUCACACAACUACUCGUUGAAAAUGACGCCAAGUCGUUGCUGUCUACUUCGGGUGAUGCCACUCUCGCAUGUUAUGAUCUUCGAUAUAAUAAACAGAAGUUGAAGGCCAUGAGCGAUAGCCAAGAGAAUGAGCUUCUGUCUAUGUGUCUAGUGAAAGAUGGCAAGAAACUGCUCACCGGGGAUCAGAACGGUGUCGUGGGGAUCUGGAACUAUGAUUACUGGGGUGAUGUUAGGGAUAGGAUUACGCACAUGCAGAAUGUCACAUCCUUGGACAACAUGAUUGCCGUUGACGACUCAACCGUCGUGUGUGGAGGUGGCGACGGAUACGUUCGAGUGUUCUGCGUUUUCCCUAAUGCUGUGAAAGGCGUUCUAGGUGGUCACACAGAUGUCUCGACAGGGAAGCCAGUGGCUGCAGAGAUAGAGAGUAUGCAUGCUGAUUUGGAUGAGGGAAUUGUGGCGACGGUAGGACAGGAUUAUCACAUCAAAUUCUGGAGAGUGGGAGAUGCGCUCAAGAUGGCUGCUGGUGAGACGAAGGAUUCUGAUGCAGAGUCGGAGGACGAGGAGGCUGCUAGCAAGCUGACGAGAGCGAAACGACAGAAAAUGAAGAGGAAAGCGGCACAGAUUGGGAAGCAGAAAAACACCGCUAGUGUUGUUGUGAAGUUCCCAGAUGAAGACCGUCAGGAAGACUACAUCACACAGUUACUCGUUGAAAAUGACGGCAAGUCGUUGCUGUCUACUUCGGGUGAUGCCACUCUCGCAUGUUACGAUCUUCGAUAUAAUAAACAGAAGUUGAAGGCCAUGAGCGAUAGCCAAGAGAAUGAGCUUCUGUCUAUGUGUCUAGUGAAAGAUGGCAAGAAACUGCUCACCGGGGAUCAGAACGGUGUCGUGGGGAUCUGGAACUAUGAUUACUGGGGUGAUGUUAGGGAUAGGAUUACGCACAUGCAGAAUGUCACAUCCUUGGACAACAUGAUUGCCGUUGACGACUCAACCGUCGUGUGUGGAGGUGGAGACGGAUACGUUCGAGUGUUCUGCGUUUUCCCUAAUGCUGUGAAAGGCGUUCUAGGUGGGCAUACAGAUGUCUCGACAGGGAAGCCAGUGGCUGCAGAGAUAGAGAGUAUGCAUGCUGACUUGGAUGAGGGAAUUGUGGCGACGGUGGGACAGGAUUAUCACAUCAAAUUCUGGAGAGUGGGAGAUGCGCUCAAGAUGGCUGCUGGUGAGACGAAGGAUUCUGAUGCAGAGUCGGAGGACGAGGAGGCUGCUAGUAAGCUGACGAGAGCGAAACGACAGAAAAUGAAGAGGAAAGCGGCACAGAUUGGGAAACAGAAAAACACCGCUAGUGUGAACGCGAAGAAAGCGAAUACCAAGGCUUUCUUUCGGGAUAUUGACGAUUUGUAG